Messenger RNA from Nematostella vectensis (starlet sea anemone), 2421 nucleotides. Its product is annotated as forkhead box protein J3. Gene Ontology annotation, molecular function: DNA-binding transcription factor activity, RNA polymerase II-specific; RNA polymerase II cis-regulatory region sequence-specific DNA binding. The record is from RefSeq and is a predicted model, not a curated record. The transcript is spliced from 5 exons. Gene Ontology annotation, cellular component: nucleus. The coding region runs from base 57 to 1439 and encodes 460 amino acids. Lineage: Eukaryota; Metazoa; Cnidaria; Anthozoa; Actiniaria; Edwardsiidae. Gene Ontology annotation, biological process: regulation of transcription by RNA polymerase II.
CCUGCGCAGUUUGAACAGCCCCUGCAUCUCGUUGGCAAGAACGCUACGAAGAAAUCAUGGCGGACCUAAACAGCAGCCUCACAGCCAUGGACUGGCUGCCUAAACUUAGUGUGGGAAAUGCAUUUGGCGGACCAAAUGCCCUUAAAUCAAGUAACAACAAUAAUGUCGAUCCUAAGGAUAAAUCGGCGCUUAGGAAAGCCCCUGGAUCGCCGCUCGACCCCAGCGCUGUCCUGGACGAAACAGAGGCGAGACAACACCAAACCAAGGAAAGCAAACCACCUUAUUCCUACGCAAAUCUUAUUACCUUCGCCAUCAACAGUUCCCCAGAAAAGAAAAUGACCUUAAGCGAAAUAUAUCAAUGGAUUUGCGAUCAUUUUCCGUACUAUAAGGAAGCUGGCAAUGGCUGGAAGAACUCUAUUCGACAUAAUCUGUCAUUAAAUAAAUGUUUCAUCAAAGUACCAAGAAGUAAGGACGACCCAGGAAAGGGAUCUUAUUGGGCCAUCGAUCAAAACCCCCAAGAAGAGUCUCCAGGCUCUCGGCAGAAUCGGAAACGGAAAACCAGUGAAUCUCGAUUGUCUCCUUAUGGUGUUGAUGAGAAUUCUUGGUCACCUGGGUCCAGUCAGAGCUCAAAUUGUACUUCACCUGGUGGUCAUUCCCCAACACUCAACUCCCUUCACAUGGAUCAGUAUUACUCCCAGUCCCCGAGCCACAAUGGGUUACAAGGGGCAUCUCCACACUCAUCUAACAACUUCAAUCUGAACAACACACAGUCUUUAGAACCACCUCAUAAGAUCUUCCCAGAAGUGGCAUUUGAGGAUCUUAGUGCAUCGUUCAAGAAUCUUUACAAGUCUGUAUUUGAUGCAUCGCAAAGCACAAGUGGUUUUGGUUCAAUGGGCACCACCACAUCUAGUGAGAUAUCUCCUGCCCCUACUGGUGCAUCAAGCCUAUCGUCAAGCCUUCCACAAAACCAGCAACAGCAAUUCAUUAUGCAAAAUAUGGAAUCCCUGAUUGAGAGCAUGAACAAAGGGAACUGGCAGGAAUUCGAUUUGAACCAGUGGAAUAGCCUUAUGGAGAGCAUGAAAGAUUUUAACUUUCAAAAUUUAGGUUUUGAUGCUGGACAGUGGCAGGAACUGGCAUUCUCCUUCAGUCAUUACUUGCAAAGCCAAGGUCUAGCCUCUAGUAAUCAAGGAGCAAUGCCAGGUUCAUCACAGAAUACAGCCUUACUUUCUAGUCCGCGGACUCCUCCUCAGCAGUAUUCAGGCACUCCACAUUCAUCAUUGCAAGGAUCCCGCACAAGCUACAGCAGCUCUACGAGUUUCAGCGGAAAUAGUUCUACACACUCUGUACCUGGAAUCAAAGUUACCCCAGUUGCUCGUCCAUCUGGUGGCAAUGCGGAUGAUGAGGAUGAGGAGGAUUUUGACUGGGAGUCAAUCUUAUGAAUGAAAUAACAAUACUUUUGGUCUUGAUGUAUAUAAUUUUAUAUGUAAUAUAUAAAGGAGGUGAAAAGUGUGUGCCACCAUAGGUUUAUUAAGUGUAUGCAGCUAUCUAUCUAUCUUAGAUAAAGCAGUAAUCUGCAUUCGGUCCUGUUGACCUGGUAUAACUGUCUGCCAUCAGACUUCAGAACAAUGGGUUAAAAUGUUAUGAGACAUAUCUAAGUUCAAAUCAACUUUAAUAUAAAUCAGGUUACCUUUUUUGUUCAUUGGUGCACAAAGUGCAAGAGUGCGAGAAUUUCGCAUUUUGUAAAUAGCAUGAGGUUGUGAUAUAAUAUUUUAGGAGGUGGAAUAAAUGUUAGCAGAUAUAGUGCUCUGGCUGUGCAGGAUAGGCUAACUGUGGCUGGCACACAAUUAGAUGGCAGUCUGUUUUAAAAGUUUUGUCCUAUAUAGGAUUAUGGCCCUACUUGGGGGAAAUAACUGGAUAUGUGCUCCUACUUAUUAUGUUAUCUCACUUUUGUCUAGUGUGAUCUAAGUCCAAAAUCUAUCAAUCAUAGGGCGUGUACACAGGGGGUUGCCCAGGGUGCAUGAGUACCCCUCUUGGCGGCCAAAAAGUGGGUCUUUUUUUUAAGGAAUCUUCAAAUCCUAUUCUUUUCCGAAAUAUGAUAGCUAUGACUGCGCACCCCCCUCAGCAAAUCCUGGGUAUGCACCUGAAGUGUACUGCAAAAUCUGUUAACAUUCUCUCAGAUAAGCUAGACAGAAAGUGUGGAUCAGGUAUCAAUUGAGGCAUGUCAUAGACAUGUCAUAGAAUCCUCACCAAAGAGGACUAUAAACUGUUGAUGCAGUGCAUGUCAAUGUCUAAGUGUAUAUAUCUAUAAUUUAGUCACGCAUAAUAUUUUUAUUAAAGUGAGGUCAUCUUAGGUAAUAGUGUGAAUGCAAUAUUUAUUGAAAUAGAGACAGGUUGUACAGGAAUUAAACACUUUCAUUUAAA